AUGACCUUAUCUUCUGCUCAUUUUACCUACCUAUUCACAAUACUGUUGGGAUUAACCAAUAUUGCGUUAGCAUCCAACCCAGAGACAAUUUUAGUGACGGUGACGAAGACAAACAAUGUAAAUGGGGCUCUUACUACCACAGUGUCGCCAGCGUUAGUCUCCACAUCCACCAUUGUUCAAGCUGACACCACCACCCUAUACACGACUUGGUGUCCAUUAACUUUGUCCGCUACUUCUGCAAUUACAGCAUCCCCUUCAAUAUCGUACGCUGCAACGUUAUCCAAGUUUAGUACGUUGACGCUAUCUACUGAAGUAUGCUCACAUCAGGUAUGCACUUUAUCGUCGACGCUACCAACUACUACCUUAUCUGUCACUUCUGAGUUCACCUCAUAUGUUUGCCCCUCUUGUCACUCAAUCUCUAUCAGCUCAACACCCAAGAUAAAAACUACAACUGCAACGCCAUCAAGCGUGGUUGCAUCGUCAACAAGUACCUCCACAACCUCAUCUGCUAUUUUAGCUUCUUCAAGUAUGCACACAACGUCCAGUUCAACUAUGAUCUCGACUUCUACCUCUCCAAGCUCUACGUCGACCUCUACUUCGACCUCUCCAAGCUCGACUUCGACCUCUACAAGCUCUACUUCUACCUCUCCAAGCUCGACUUCGAUCUCUACAAGCUCUACUUCUACCUCUCCAAGCUCGACUUCGACCUCUACAAGCUCGACUUCGACUUCGACUUCGACUUCGACUACUUCUACCUCUCCAAGCUCUACUUCGACUACUUCAAUUUCUACGUCGACCUCUACUUCGACCUCUCCAAGCUCCACUUCGACCACUUCGACCUCUACAAGCUCUACUUCUACUUCCCCAAGCUCAAUUUUAGUCUCCAUUAGCUCCACCUCUAUUGAUGAAACCUACUCAUCAGUCUCGUCUGUAGUGCCAUCAUCGAAGUCUGCGCCAUCAUAUACUCCAUCCACACAUGUUUCCUCCGUCCUUUCGACUUCGUCACAUAUUAUGGUUACUUCUACCACAUCUUCUGCUGUUGAAACAACUACCGGGUCCCAAAGCUCAUCCAAGAUUACUAGUCAAUUCACAACUUCUUCCAAAGUUCCAUCGUUUUCCGUGUCUACAUACUUUACGACUGUUAGUGGCGUCACCACAAUGUAUACGACAUGGUGCCCUUAUACCUCAGGAACAGAGACUACCACACUAAUCAAGACGCAUGACAGAACUGUUAUUGACACUAGCACUUGUAUUGACGAGUCUUGCACGACCUCUCAAACUAAAAAUAUCGUAUCACCCUCUUUAAUCACGUCCACAACGAGCGUCGCAACUUCUGUAGUUACUGCUACUGUUUCUUCAUUAUAUGCAUGCUCCACGUGUACUGAAGCAUCGAGUUCAUACAUUUCAAUACAAUCAACUUCAGCAAAUUCGGUAACACAAGAAACUACAUCCGCACAAAAUAAUUCAGGGCCAACAGCAGCUUCAGGAAAAGAUUUUAAUAAGCAUGCUACCGGUAAAAAUUAUCUAACUUCUUCAGAUGCAUCUACCACAAGCGAAAUAACUGCUACAUCAAGCAUUACGUCAACCUCUCAAGAACAAUUAUCAUCCUCAUUACCUUCAUCUAUUAGGUCGUCGCCAAAAUACAUUCCAUCAUCUUUGUCAUCAUCCACAUUUCCCUCAACAUUUCUUUCAUUGACUUCCUCUUUUGCACCUACAUCAUCUAUCGUCAGUCCCGUAUUUCUAUCUAGUUCUGUACCAUCAUCAAGUGUCGCGCUGUUGCCAGUUACCACGCUAUCACCACUCAUCGCCACACCAUCUACCACUGUGGCAUCGACUACUAAAUCUUUACUGACUUCCACAGUAUCCUCCCUUUCGUCUUCAUCGACAUCUAUUCCUUCUUCGUUACAAACUUCUGUCACUGUAACACGAACAUCUUCCAGUUCAAUUUCUAUGCAGUACCAAACUUCGUCAAUCGUAACGGUUAGCCAAUACAUGGGCAAUGGAUCGCAACUCCAUUUGCCUCUAGGUGAGUUAUUCUUUGCUAUCGUGGCAGUUGUUUUCAGUGCAAUUUUUUAA
Saccharomyces mikatae IFO 1815 is the source of this 2076-nucleotide messenger RNA. It is a transcript of the gene AGA1, whose product is annotated as Aga1p. The transcript has a single exon. Bases 1 to 2076 code for a protein of 691 amino acids. The record is from RefSeq and is a predicted model, not a curated record. Lineage: Eukaryota; Fungi; Ascomycota; Saccharomycetes; Saccharomycetales; Saccharomycetaceae.